Aspergillus nidulans FGSC A4 is the source of this 1820-nucleotide messenger RNA. RefSeq names its product putative amino acid permease family protein. Gene Ontology annotation, cellular component: membrane. Gene Ontology annotation, molecular function: transmembrane transporter activity. Bases 222 to 1820 code for a protein of 532 amino acids. The record is from RefSeq and is a predicted model, not a curated record. The transcript has a single exon. Lineage: Eukaryota; Fungi; Ascomycota; Eurotiomycetes; Eurotiales; Aspergillaceae. Gene Ontology annotation, biological process: transmembrane transport.
AUCAAAAGCAGGAAGUAGCUGUUUGUGAUUGAAAGAUGUCAUCAUUGGCAUAGUUGCUUGAGAUAUGCUGAUAUGGCCGAGACCCACAUGACGGCCUCGCCCGAUCCCCGCAAAAUCUGAAAAUUUCCGCACCAAGACAGCUUGAUUUCGCUGCAUGCCUUUUAUAUCAGCUCUCCAUCGGCCCUCAGAGAUGACCUGAGAUUAUCUAUCCACAGAACGCCAUGGACAAAGCCCACGUCAAGCCCCCUAAGGGCGACACCAGCGUCGAGGAGCAAGACCUGGCCGCCAUGGGCCACGUCCAGGCUCUCUCGCGCAAAUUUAACCUCUGGAGCAUGCUCGCCUUGGCCUUUUGUGUCCUUGGCACAUACUCAACCUUUGCUCAAGGCCUCAGUAGCGGCCUCACGAAUGGCGCCUCCAUCACCAUCCUGUGGGGCCUGGUCCUGGUCACCGUCUGUAAUCUCUGUGUCGCCGUUUCGCUCGGCGAGCUCACGAGCAGCAUGCCAACUGCCCUCGGACAAGCAUACUGGGUAUGCCGGCUCUGGGACACGCCCUUUGGCCGCUUUCUCUCGUACAUGACGGCAUGGAUCAACACCUUUGGGUGGUGGACCUUGACAGCGUCGCAAGUCGCCUUCAUGACCGAGUUCUUGCUAGGCAUGAAAACCAUGUUUGAUCCAGACUGGGACGGUGCGGACAAGGGCUGGCUUCAAUUUGUUGUCUACAUAGCUGUCGUCUUCGUCCUGACAUUGACCAAUGUCGUCAGUUGUCGGUCGGAACAGGUGCUUCCCUGGCUGAACAAUUUCGUCGGCGUCUGGUUCACGGCGCUCUUUGUUAUCCUCUCUCUUGCCCUGUUGAUCUCAGUCGGCGUCAGAUCGGAUUUAUCCUUCCAGCCCGCCUCCUUCGUUUUCGGACAAUGGAUGAACCGCACCGGCUGGCCCGACGGCGUCGUCUGGUUCACAGGGCUCGUGCAGGCCGCGUACGGCCUUACAGCCUUCGACGCUGUCAUCCACAUGGUCGAGGAAAUGCCGUCUCCGCGCCGCAACGCCCCGCGUGUGAUCUGGCUUGCUGUCCUCCUCGGCGCAAUAACAGGCUUCAUCUUCAUGCUGAUCUGUCUUUUCUGCAUCCAAGAAGUUAAUACCGUCGUUGAUGCAAACCUACCAUUUAUCGAACUGAUGCAGGAGACCGUCGGUCUCCAGGGCGCAGCUGUUUUGCUCGCGCUGUUUAUCUUCAACGGCCUGGGCCAGGGGAUCAGUAUCUUGACCACGGCAUCACGGUUGACGUGGGGUUUUGCUAGAGACGGCGGCCUCCCUUUCAGUCCGUAUCUCGCGCACAUCGACACAACCUGGAAAGCUCCCGUCCGCGCUCUCUGGAUGCAAGGCUUCCUGAUCGCGCUAGUGGGAGUGCUCUACCUCUUCGCCAGCACCGUCCUCGACGCCAUUCUCAGUGUCAGCACUAUCGCUCUCACGGUUUCCUACGGCAUUCCCAUCGCCGCUCUUCUAUAUGUCGGCCGGGACACGCUUCCGCCGGGCCCAUUCAGGCUCGGGCGUUGGGGUGCACUAGUCAACUGGAUUAGCAUUGUCUAUUGUGCUGUUACAACUGUGUUUUUCUUCUUCCCGGGAGGUCCGGACCCGAAGCCCGCGGAUAUGAACUACGCCAUUGCGGUGUUUGGCGUAAUGCUGGUUGUCGCUAUUGGGUUCUGGUGGGUGCAGGGGAAGAAGAUGUACCUGCGCACGGAGGAUGCAAUGGCACAGAUGAUUUUUGCGAGGAGGUUGGAAGGGGAAGGGGUUGGCUUAAGCGUUGGUCCGGCAGAUAAGAAUAGAUGA